Molecule: messenger RNA, 4149 nt
Organism: Actinia tenebrosa (Australian red waratah sea anemone)
Lineage: Eukaryota; Metazoa; Cnidaria; Anthozoa; Actiniaria; Actiniidae
Source: RefSeq, a predicted model, not a curated record
GAGAUGGAGGGCUUCCAUGAAGACAAGUUUUUCAUUCAAAACCGUUUACGGGCUAUAAAACAUAUAUCACGAACCCUCUAAAUGCUGUUUUAAGUCUCCCUCCUCGUAUUUGUAAAAUGGAAGUAUUUACCAGCGAAGACGUGUCGAARAUUUUCUGGAAAAAGCUAGUCGUCGUUAUAGGAGAUUCCAUUCAGCGAUGUGUUUACAAAGACCUGGUUUGCCUUCUUUCUCCUGGAAGUAAUACKAGAUACCUAACUUCAAAGGAGCUCAAAGCCAAGGGUGAAAUUGACUUCUUGAAUGAUAAACUAUUGCAAGGUGGUCAGCUUGGUGAAGUCAAGACAGGGAUCAAUUACCGUGAGGUACGACAAUAUGACAAUGGAACAUCUGUWGUUAAAUUUUACUUUGCAACCCGAUGUUACUCAGACCAUUUGGAAUCAGUCCUCAAUGAACUCAAAACUAUGCAACCCCAUGCUGUUAUCAUGAACUCUUGCCUCUGGGACCUUCACCGAUAUGGUCCUCGUGGUCCAGAUUCUUAUCAUGUUAACAUGAAGAAACUGAUGGUAGGUUUGAAAAAAGUCAUUCCUAGUGAUGCAGUUUUUAUCUGGAAUGCUACUCUUCCUUUAGAUUCCAAAUGUAAAGGUGGUUUUCUGUUGCCAUAUUAUGAGAAUAUUCCUGCACAGGAAAUYAUYGAAGCCAACUUUAUUGCCGCWGACAUUGUCMGGUCUUAUGGCUUCAUAUUUCUCGAUUUACAUUCCUUAUUUGUUCAUCAACUUUACCAUCKAGCCAAAGAUGGAAUUCACUGGAAUCAUUUUGCACACCGAAGGAUAUCCAAUCUUAUUCUUUUACAUCUGUGCCGUGCMUGGAAUUUACCAGUCCCCAAGACAAUGCCACUYGACAUACCCAGAGAGCCACGUUUACAACCAUUAGCUGAGAGGCCACGUAAUGCUUCUUUUGGAUCGUAUACUUCUGAGUUACACAUAGAUAGGUAUGGGUUUAACUCUUCAGGUGAUGCUAGAUAUGUAGUACAGAAGCCUAAUACUUAUAAGGAUAGAUUUAGGUUAAUGGGCAGUCCAAUUAUCAUAARUAGUACAACAGUGAGUAAAGACAAUCAAAUGCCAAGUCCUGUUAUUCCUGGUCUCACCUCUGAUGUUAACAAAGAAAGUGAACCAUUCGCUAAACCAAUCUAUGCUAGCUCACCAAUGGAAACAGUCUCUAUGACUAAGAGCUUGUUACAGCAGAAUGAAAGCACUACAACCCUUGAUAGUCCAUUGACAGAGCAAUAUAUUGACCAAAAGCUAGGAUUAUCCCAGAAUCUGGAACAAGACUUUAAUGCUUGUUCUGGUGCUAGCAAGAACUCAACUUCUUAUUUUAGUGAUACAAAUGGGACRCAGACUAAUGAAGGUGGAGAAAACACCUUGACUGGCAAAGGCUYGACMAGUACAGCAUCACAGUCCAGUUCUCUGGUGAUUCAGGUAUYGUCUACUUGCAUUGCAMGUAAAGAGAAGGACAGCGUGGUAGAGAUACAGCCAACCACAUGUACUUCAUCCAUUAAUCCUGCCUUAUCAUCACACARUCAUGUGUCACAAAUGAACUUACCUGUCCUUCCUGUGACAUCCCAGGUUACCAUGAUGAACCCAUCCCCUGUUACCAAGAYGACGUCUUACUAUGAUAAGMAAAGUAAUGUUGSUGCUCCUUCAAAUAAGGUUGCCCUACCAACUAGUCACCGGUCACAGUUAACCAUACCUGUCAAUCAAGUAGCAUCAUCUCAAGUUGCCAAGACAACAGCUUCCAUAAAUCAACACAAUGCUAUUUGUGCUUCUGUAUAUAUACCUCCGGCAUCUCUGGCUGGCCACGYGCCAUCAUUAAGUACRCCUGUGAUGUCAUCUGUUACCAAGACAACUCAGUGCUUGGGGAAGGAGAAUGCUCUUUGCACUACUGGUAAUAGUAUUCCCUUGUUAGCUAAUGUGUCACAGUUGCGUAAAUAUGACUUACCAAAUAAGAAACAAGCAUGCAGUAGGAUAACUACAGUACAUGCACCCCAAAGGACCUCAAAUAUUCCUGUAAUAAUCAAUCAAGAGGCAAGUACCUUGAACACACAGAUUCAAAAAGAACUUCAUGUGGUAAAAUCUUCAGUAGACAGUGUUGUUCAGACCAAGGAACAACUACGUGUUGGUGGUAGCACUGUGGAUCRGAAUAAACCAAGCAAAAUCAAUGAUGUUUUUGAAUCCAGUAAAGUGCAAAACAAAACAAAACAUCCUGUUCCUUCUACAAAAAGAAAGGCUCCUGUAAAAGACCUGGAGCACAAAGCUUCAAUGGAUGUACAACCCAAGAAACAGAAGCUUGCAGAGAGUGCUCUCUCAAAUACUUCUGGUAAAAGYCAUAGUGAAGCUAAGAAGUCAUUUUCAGGGAGGGCUUCUUCAACAAAGCUUUCUGAAGUAUCGUCUGGAGGUCAAAAGCGCAAGACUACAGGGGAUGAGGCUUCCAGCAGAAUAACYAAACAGCAUAAGGUCAGUGAGGUCAAGAAGAAAGCAGAUGACUCCAGAAAACCUUCUGGUAACCUCAAGAGAAAAGCACCAACUGAGGCCGCAGCUAAUGAGAACAAAAACCUACCACAUCAUGAUCUAAAGCCUCCUCCAGUCAAGAGAGGUAAGAAUGAGCGUGACAGUAGUACCACAUCUCGCCAGUACCCCAUGAGGAAUGCAUUACCUUUAUCUGGACAACACUCUACAAGCUCUUCAACAUGUCACGCGUCUAUUCCUGUGUAUUCAGGAAAUCGAAUUGAAACCAAUGCCCCUCCACAACGCCAAUGCGUUCCAUCUUACAAUUUUGUCCAGAGCAACUGCUAUUGGACAGAGAGUCAACAAAGYCUACAAGACAUUCAACAACAACAGCAAUGGUUCAAUACUCUUCUUUCUCGAGGAAGAGCUGGGCCCUACAUGAACAAUGCACAGCCYUUAUUUUAUUACAAUCAUUAUACACGAUCAUGGCAGAUUAAUCAAGGUUAUUAUUAUAGUAAUAAUUAUAGAUAUUAAUAAUAGGRUGCUAUUAUGAAAACCGGCCUUUAUUGACAUCAGAAUGAGGCUAUGAGGGGAAUUGCUACAAAUGAAGGAGACUGAGAAGAGCUCUUGCUGAAGAUCUUCAUAACRAGACUAAGAGGGCUAAAUCUAGGAACACUAGUUUGUUGAAUGGCCUCGACACAAAACAUGCUUAUUGUACCAYAUGAAAACAAGACUAUAAGGGCAGAGUGAACAUUUAUGAUCAUGUAUUUAAGAAACCAAAUAGUAUGCUGGACCUCAUAAUUUGAUUUUUGAGUCGCUUAAAGAGUUUUAAAGUAUCCUACUACAAAACAUUACUCUGAAUUAUUACUGAUCAUUCAAAGUCAUUUCCCCCUUCCUCAUUUGUAUAAUACACAAAGUAUUUGGUUAUAAAUUUCAUUUUUGUACGUUAUUAAUAAUUAAUAUGUAUGUUGAUGUUUAGUAAUGUUAAAGAUAGUACAAGGAAAGUAUACUUGUAUACCCAUGUAAUAUCGACUGUUAGAAUCCUUCCGCUCUCACAUCCUCCCCUCACUAAAUACAAGCUGGUACAUGKUAUUCAUUAAUACUCCAGUUAUAUCUUUUGAGCUAGUCUCCUCCACAGACAUCUAAUUGGCUCUUUUUGCUCUCCUUUUGCUCCUUGGGCUUCCUGUUCCUGGUUCCUAGUUCUUCUCUGCCAUGAGAUUUAACACAGGGGUCCCAACAGAGAAUAUAUGGGGUAUAUAUGGAGUAGCCUGCGGAUCGCGGAGGAGGCAACUUUUGAGCUUAUAUACAUAGUGUUUAGGGGCACUGGAGUUCCCGUAGCAGUCGCGUAUCACUAUUGAMAUCCAUUGUCAUAAUUGAUUGGCUCCUGUCAAUCAAGGUUAUGGUGGUGUAGGAUAGUAAUCAUUAAURGAACUUAAACACGUUUUUAAUUUUAUGAGUUGCACACAACUGCGGAUAAUGGAGGAACGUCAACCGUCUUAUAGUAAUUCCUUUUUGUUACGUAUAUUAAAUCAUAAACAAAGUUAAGUAAUAUUUAGGAAAUAUAGAAUGUAAAAUAUUUUUGAUGAACUUUUAGCAUCAACAUAUUUAUCGAAAAUAAUGAGUUAYUUUGUAGUAAAGCUUGUUCCAGUUA